AUGUGCCCUCGAAACACAUGCUGUUCUUGUGCUCUCCCUCCCCUACCCCUCUCUCCCGCCCAGGUGAGCACAGUGCGGGGUGACUGGCAAGCAGCAUACACAGCCGGCCCAGAUCAAGCUUUAACCCUCUUUGACUCGGUGCACUCGAAGCUGAUCACAGAGCUGGACUGGCAGGACAUGAAGGCGAGGGGGGUGAACACUGUGCGCAUCCCCCUCCCCUACUGGAUCGCCCAGGAAGACCCCUCCUUUGCCUUCUCCUCCCCUGCUGCUGAUACCGGCAGCAACAGCACCAGCAGCAAUGAUAGCAGCAGCACUCCCACUGCUACUCCAGGAACGCCCGAGUUUCCCUACCCGCCGGGUGCGCUGGCGCAUUUAGACUCGGCGUUUGAGAUGGCGGCUAAGUAUGGGCUGAGGGUCUGGCUGAGCGUGCAUGUUGCUCCUGGGUCGCAGAUCGGAGCUGCUUUUUCCAGAGACGGGUUGAUCCGAUGGUCCGGAUUGAAUGUUGAUCACACGCUCGAUUUCGUCCGUUGGAUCGGCGACAGGUUCGGAGGGAACCCAGGCCUGUUUGGCGUGGGGCUGCUGCACGAGCCUGUCGCCCCGUCGUACUAUGGAGUAUUGGGUGUAGACGGGGAUGAGCUGAGGGAAUACUACAGGAAAGCGCAUGACCUUAUAAGGGAGCGGUGUGCGUGCUGUUUCAUGUCGAUCGAGGGGCGUGUGGGGAAGAGCAUGUGGGACGUGGCGUUUCACAUGCUUGACACGUGGCACCCCAAUGUGCUGUACGAAACGCACCUGUACAAUGUGCUGUCGGGCGUCCCGGUGGCUACCAGGAAGCUUCCUCAGCUGGUGGAGUUGGAGAUAGGGGAGCAGCGGAGCAACAAGGCGAUGCUUCUCGAUGGCGCACAGAGUAUAGGGCGGCCCAUUGUGGUGGGCGAGUUUGGAGUGGCGAUGGCGAGUGUGGGCCCCACAGAGGAGCAGCAGGAGUUCACCCUCGCUCAGAUGCAGGCUCUGGGGCAUGCGCAGGCAGGCUGGUUCUUCUGGUCCUGGAAACUCAAUCUUGGGAUUGCGGAAGCGGCGUGCACCAAGGUGCGGAACGUGCUGAUCGUCGGCGCGGGCAUCUCGGGGGUCUCCGCGGCGCGACAUAUUGCCGUCACCAAUGGCGAAUGCUUCAAGGUCACGGUGCUCGAGGCGCGCAACCGCGUGGGCGGGCGCAUGUGGAGCCGCACGGAGCCCGCGCCGGCCGCAGGCGUCGGCAGCGGCGGCGUGAUUCGUGGCGAGAUGGGCGCGCAGUGGAUCCAAUCCGCGACAGGCAACCCCAUCACGGCCAUUGCGCGCCGAUUCAAGCUCAAGAUCGUUGAGCAGAACGGCGAGGAGAUUCAGUACCGCGCGGGUGGGAGCGCGUACACUUCCUUUCAGCUAAAAGUCGCGUCGGCUAAGUACGACUGGGCGCUGAAGCGCGCCAAGCAGAUCGCGAAUAAUCAGGAUAACGACAUAUCGAUGGAGAAGGCGUUCCGAGCCGCGGGGAACUUCCUGAACCCGUAUAUCCAGUCGCGAGUGGCGGUGGACUUUGAGUUUGAAUACUCGGGGGAGCUCUCGACUCUGUCUGCGUGGUACUACCAGGACGAGGCGUUUGACGGUCCGGACCUGGUGGUCACCAACGGCUAUGAUAACAUCCCCAAGAUGCUCAUGCAGGGAUUUCGAAAGUCUCUAUCGGACGGAAGUGUGUGUGGGGGGGGAAACGUGCACGGGAGUGUGUGCAUGGGAGUGACUGUGGCUGUGUGCUCAUUCCUCACUCUCCCUCAAUGCAGCAGUUCUCACUCCCUUGCUUCCUCACUCUCGCUCUAA
Messenger RNA from Closterium sp. Naga37s-1, 1842 nucleotides. NCBI's taxonomy places the organism in Eukaryota, Viridiplantae, Streptophyta, Zygnematophyceae, Desmidiales, Closteriaceae. The record is from the annotation of a GenBank genome assembly.